Molecule: messenger RNA, 2059 nt
Organism: Salvia miltiorrhiza (redroot sage)
Lineage: Eukaryota; Viridiplantae; Streptophyta; Magnoliopsida; Lamiales; Lamiaceae
Product: calcium-dependent lipid-binding protein-like
Exons: 11
Coding region: 353-1846 (497 amino acids)
Cellular component (GO): endoplasmic reticulum
Molecular function (GO): lipid binding
Source: RefSeq, a predicted model, not a curated record
CCAAAUGGCGAAGGAGUUAAGAAAAUAAUUAUAUUAAGUCAGCUUAAACAAAUUAAUCACGUUGAAACCAUCAAGCAUGCGACUUGAGAUACAAAGAAAUUAAAGAAGACGUGUAAGAUUUUGAUCACAAAAUUUCUGAAAAAUCAAAGCGAUCGACAGUUGGAACAGCGAGCGAGCGAGAGAGUGGAUUAAUUCUGAUAAGUAAAACCAUGCAUCGAUCAGAUGAUCAUACCGCAAUUUGUACGUGCAAAUGCACAUACGCCACGAUUCAAAUGUAAUGCAGCAGUGAAUUCUACGAUAGAAGCCCAAAACCGCGAAAUCAGGGUUUCAGAUUUGAAGGAAACGAAGAAAAAUGGGGUUGAUGUCGGGGAUGGUGAUGGGGAUACUGUUUGGAAUCGCGUUGAUGGCGGGUUGGAAGCGCAUGAUGAACCGCCGCAGCGAUAAGCGAAUCUCCAAGGCAGUUGAUGUAAAACAAGUGAGCGCGCUGAACAGGGAUGAUCUGAAGAAAAUCUGCGGCGACAACUUUCCGGAGUGGAUAUCGUUUCCUGUUUUUGAGCAGGUGAAAUGGCUGAACAAGCACCUGAGUAAACUCUGGCCAUUUGUUGCAGAUGCUGCAGAGGCUGUCAUACGAGAUUCUGUUGAACCAACAUUGGAAGAAUAUCGGCCUCCAGGGAUUUCUUCAUUGAAGUUCAGCAAAUUGUCCCUAGGAACUGUGGCUCCCAAAAUUGAAGGAAUUCGAGUUCAGAGUCUUAAAGAAGGUCAGAUUACUAUGGAUAUUGACUUCCGUUGGGGUGGUGAUCCUGACAUUAUUCUAGCUGUUGAGGCAGCACGCAUUGCUUCUAUACCCAUUCAGUUGAAGGAUCUGCAGGUUUUUACUGUGAUCCGUGCUAUAUUCCAGCUUACAGAUGAAAUUCCUUGCAUCUCUGCUGUUGUUGUUGCUCUACUGGCUGAGCCAAAGCCACGAAUCGAUUAUACUCUAAAGGCUGUUGGUGGGAGUUUAACAGCUCUUCCAGGGAUUUCAGAUAUGAUUGAUGAUACUGUUAAUUCAAUUGUAACAGACACGUUGCAGUGGCCGCACAGGAUCGUUGUUCCUAUUGGUGGGAUGCCUGUAGAUACAAGUGACUUGGAACUUAAGCCUGUGGGAAAAGCUACAGUGACUGUCGUUAAGGCAACUGAGCUGAAAAACAUGGAGUUGCUCGGAAAAUCCGACCCCUAUGUUGCUUUGCACAUACGUCCGCUGUUUAAAGUCAAAACAAAAGUUAUAGACAAUAACUUGAAUCCUGUUUGGAAUGAAACAUUUGAACUAAUCGCAGAAGACAAGGAGACGCAGUCUCUCAUUUUCGAGGUAUUUGAUGAAGACAUUGGGGACGACAAGCGUCUCGGGGUUGCAAAGCUGCCUCUGAUUGAACUGGAAGCUGGAAGAUCCAAACAGAUUGAGCUGAGUCUGCUCCCCUCACUUGAUAUGCUCAAAAUCAAAGAUAAAAAAGACAGAGGAUCUCUCACAGUUGAGGUGAGAUAUCAUGAAUUCACCAAGAAAGAGCAGUUGAGUGCCCUCGAAGAAGAGAAGAGAAUGUUGGAAGAGAGACAUAAACUGAAAGAAGAAGGGGUGCUCGAGAGCACGGUGGAUGCUGUUGAUGAGACGGCAUCAGGUGCUGGCGCGCCUGUGGGCGCUAAAGCUGGUCAUGUUGGGGGUGGCUUCGCAGCCGUUGGCAGCGGCCUGCACAAAGCCGGGAAGUUCAUGGAGCGGACCAUCGCGGCCCACACCGGUGGAAACAAGAAGGGCGGCGCCACCACGCCCGUCAACUCCAUCCAAGAAAAUGGGGGUGCUAAGCCACGAUCAACUUGAUUCUUCAAUUCUUGCCUCAUUUUUCUCUCUUUUUUUUCAAUCAGGUUUGUGUAAAUCCCGGCUUCUUGAUCGUGUUCACUUUGAUUUGGCAUGAAUUUCCUACUUCUUUUGUCGUCUAUGUAUUUCCUAGUUAGUCUGGUUUUGCCCAUGUAAACUUUGAUUUAAUUGAUUGACAUAUAGUCGUAUACAAGGAAGUUUAUCAAUGUAGUUUAA